Messenger RNA from Metarhizium acridum CQMa 102, 735 nucleotides. RefSeq lists its product as uncharacterized. Lineage: Eukaryota; Fungi; Ascomycota; Sordariomycetes; Hypocreales; Clavicipitaceae. The record is from RefSeq and is a predicted model, not a curated record.
AUGUCCGCUGCCAGGACGUUCCACAGAGCCUCGCACAUGUACCACGGCUCAAGGAGCUCCAACACCAGACGACGACACUCGCUGUCCUCCCUACGACAGCCAGGGCUACCCGAGUGGCCGGCAAGCUCCGCCCCUACUCCCCAUGAGAUCCUGGGGAUUGCUCCUGGCGCUGCGUACUCCAAGGAGCGGUUCAACCAGCUUGUCAAGAUGUAUGACCCAGACAUGUCGAGUGCAGAUAUGCGAGUCCGGCGUCUUCCGCAGUCGGUUCGCCUGGAGCGCUACCGGCUGAUCGUCGCGGCUCACAAUGUGCUCAGCAACCCGUCCAACCGGCAAUUAUACGAGUCGCAUCGCCGGGGCUGGGAGCAUCCUCGGCCGUUCCCCGGCCGCCAAGGAGACAAUGGCGGCCAUUUCUCUUCAAAAGACGGCCCUGCUCAGAAUCCGCCGAGUCCGAUGCGUCAACGGCCCAUAUAUGCCUCGAAUGCGACUGUGGCUAUACUCCUGGUUGCUCUCGGCAUGCUGGGGGCGGCUCUUCAGUUCAAACGACUGGCCGCAAGUAGACGCGACGUCAGGAGACUUGAUCUGGUGCUACAAGGGGCCAUUCGAGAAGAAAUCCAGGCCUGGGCGUCGGUGUUGCAGGGACAGACAAAGGACGACCGUAUUCUUGCGUUUCUGGCCAGGCGCCAUGGCGUGCCUCGUCAAUUGCAGAGCUGGGCAGUAGCUCAUGGGAAGCAGUAA